AUGCCGAUGCCAGGAAGCACGCCCGACAAGGCCGAAGAGGCCAAGCAAUCCCUUUUCACCUAUGCGAAGACAUGGGGUGAAUCUCCCCUCCCACCAACCGUCCUGGCAACGCUGAUCACAGCUCAACACUUCCGUCCCCUGCAGCCUCUACCCAUGCUGUUCCCUCCGAUCCUGCUCUUCAGCAGCUACCUCAACAUCCAGGGCUUCAAAAAGGACUCUGCGGGACUGGCCAGCGCGUGGAGCAUUGCCUACUUCUUGCUGGCGCGACGGAGGAAGCAGCCAUUGACGAAGAAGUUCGGUGCAAGGGGAAUCGUGAGAGGCGCGACUCUUGCCUUUUGUGCGGUCAAUGGAAUUGCGGGCGGAUGGGCGUACUGGAAGGGAACGCGAGAGGAGAAGGAGAUUGUUUGA
This is a messenger RNA of Ramularia collo-cygni, 408 nucleotides long. RefSeq lists its product as uncharacterized. The transcript has 2 exons. The coding region runs from base 1 to 408 and encodes 135 amino acids. Lineage: Eukaryota; Fungi; Ascomycota; Dothideomycetes; Mycosphaerellales; Mycosphaerellaceae. The record is from RefSeq and is a predicted model, not a curated record.